GACGAUGCGCAGUCACGUGGCCGGAACCGGCAGCGCGGUUAUAAAGUAAAGGAGUCCGAGCUGCGCGUGAGGGCUGGUUCUGCCAUUCCUCCUUCCUCACCCUUCACGGCUCAGCUCGCGCCUGCUGCUCGCCGGCCUAGCGUUGCUCUCGCCAUGGCUCUCAGCGAUGCUGACGUGCAAAAGCAGAUUAAGCAUAUGAUGGCUUUCAUUGAACAAGAAGCCAAUGAGAAAGCAGAAGAAAUAGAUGCAAAGGCAGAGGAAGAGUUCAACAUAGAGAAAGGUCGGCUUGUGCAAACCCAAAGACUAAAGAUUAUGGAGUAUUAUGAGAAGAAAGAGAAACAGAUCGAGCAGCAGAAGAAAAUUAAGAUGUCCAAUUUGAUGAAUCAAGCAAGGCUGAAGGUCCUCAGAGCAAGAGAUGACCUUAUCACAGACCUACUAAAUGAAGCGAAACAGAGGCUCAGCAAGGUGGUAAAAGAUACAACCAGGUACCAAGUGCUGCUGGAUGGACUGGUUCUCCAGGGUUUGUACCAGUUGCUGGAGCCCCGAAUGAUUGUUCGAUGCAGGAAACAAGAUUUCCCUCUGGUAAAGGCUGCAGUGCAAAAGGCAAUCCCAAUGUACAAAAUUGCCACCAAAAACGAUGUUGAUGUCCAAAUUGACCAGGAGUCCUACCUGCCUGAGGACAUAGCUGGUGGAGUUGAGAUCUAUAAUGGGGAUCGUAAAAUAAAGGUUUCCAACACCCUGGAAAGCCGGCUGGACCUCAUAGCGCAGCAGAUGAUGCCAGAAGUCCGAGGAGCCUUGUUCGGUGCGAAUGCCAACAGGAAGUUUUUGGACUAAGCCUCCGGGAGGUGGAGCUCAUCCUCGGCUCUCCUGCUGUGACGUGGAAGCUUCUGAUAUUUGAAGAAACACGAUGUCUCUGUAGCUUCCCCUUUACCGCCCGUUGUUGCUCUGUAUUUAUCAGUGAUGCCCCUCUCUCUGUCUCUAAGGCCUUGCCUGAUUGUUCACAAUGGCGGAAAGCUUCAUGUAAUAUGAUCAAGACCCUCCUCCAGUUCAUCUGAAAGUAGCACAGCGUCCGGUUGGGUCAGCACACUAGGGGAGGGGCAGGUGGUGGUUGCAUGGGCUCCCUGGGUCUCCGUUCUCUGUCUGGCGUAGAGGUGACGUGUCUGGCGUUCUCGGCCCUGCAUUCCCCACUCUUGAGGCCUAAGGUGCAUGUGGCACACCACUUCGUCCUGUAGUUGCUUCACUGUUCCGUGUUUAGGUCUAGAAGUUUUCCCUCUUCUGUAAAUGUGAUUCAGAAUCUAAGCCAUGGAUGUGCUUUAUUUAUUAAAAGAGUUAUGUGGAAUUAAUGUGA
Saimiri boliviensis boliviensis (Bolivian squirrel monkey) is the source of this 1348-nucleotide messenger RNA. It is a transcript of the gene ATP6V1E1, whose product is annotated as ATPase H+ transporting V1 subunit E1. The record is from RefSeq and is a predicted model, not a curated record. Gene Ontology annotation, biological process: proton transmembrane transport. Gene Ontology annotation, molecular function: proton-transporting ATPase activity, rotational mechanism. Lineage: Eukaryota; Metazoa; Chordata; Mammalia; Primates; Cebidae. Gene Ontology annotation, cellular component: proton-transporting two-sector ATPase complex, catalytic domain.